Molecule: messenger RNA, 3566 nt
Organism: Ananas comosus (pineapple)
Lineage: Eukaryota; Viridiplantae; Streptophyta; Magnoliopsida; Poales; Bromeliaceae
Product: coatomer subunit beta'-1-like
Exons: 26
Coding region: 356-3052 (898 amino acids)
Biological process (GO): retrograde vesicle-mediated transport, Golgi to endoplasmic reticulum; endoplasmic reticulum to Golgi vesicle-mediated transport; intra-Golgi vesicle-mediated transport
Cellular component (GO): COPI vesicle coat
Molecular function (GO): structural molecule activity; protein binding
Source: RefSeq, a predicted model, not a curated record
UUCGAAGCCAAAAAAAAAAAAAAAAGAAAGAAAAAAAAAAGAAAAAAGAAGAGGAGUCGUCGCUAUAUUUACCUCUCUGCCAUCGUAGCUCCUCCCGACGAUUCAUCCAAGCGAAAAAAAUGAAUAAAUAAAAAUAAAAACAAAUAAAAGGGUCACCGGAUCGCGCCUCCUCCUCCCCCCAUUCUCCUUCAAAAUUCUCCUCCUCUAGGUUUCGCCUCGUCGAUCUCCGGAUCUCCUCAUCGCCUCGCGGUUUCCCGCGGAAAAAUGGAGAUUUAAUGAAGUAGAACUUGGAGUUCUAUUGAGAUUUUGAGUUUAUUUGAUCAGCUGAUGAUGUUGUUGUUUGUUUUGUUAUUUGAUGAUGCAGCCUCUCAGACUAGAGAUCAAGAGGAAACUCGUGCAAAGAUCAGAAAGGGUGAAAUCUGUAGAUCUGCAUCCAACAGAGCCAUGGAUUCUGGCGAGUCUUUAUUCUGGAAGUGUUUGCAUCUGGGACUAUCAAUCACAGACUAUGGUGAAAUCAUUUGAAGUCACUGAACUACCAGUGCGCUCUGCUAAGUUUAUUGUACGCAAGCAGUGGGUUGUGGCUGGCGCUGAUGAUAUGUUCAUUCGUGUAUACAACUAUAAUACAAUGGACAAAAUUAAAGAUUUUGAGGCUCAUACCGAUUACAUAAGGUGUGUGGCUGUCCAUCCGACCCUUCCAUAUGUGUUGUCAUCAUCUGAUGACAUGCUGAUUAAGCUUUGGGACUGGGAUAAGGGUUGGAUAUGUACUCAAAUUUUUGAGGGUCACUCUCACUAUGUGAUGCAAGUCACUUUUAACCCAAAAGAUACCAAUACUUUCGCAAGUGCCUCGCUAGAUCGCACGAUUAAGAUAUGGAAUCUUGGUUCUCCGGAUCCAAACUUUACACUAGAGGCCCAUUCAAAGGGUGUAAAUUGUGUCGAUUACUUUACUGGUGGUGAUAGGCCAUAUUUGAUUACUGGUUCUGAUGAUCAGACUGCGAAGAUCUGGGAUUACCAAACAAAGAGCUGUGUUCAGACACUUGAAGGUCAUACACAUAAUGUUUCGGCUGUCUGCUUCCAUCCUGACCUUCCCAUUAUAAUUACUGGCUCAGAGGAUGGGACUCUUCGCAUAUGGCAUGCAACUACUUAUAGGCUGGAGAAUACACUCAACUAUGCCCUUGAGCGGGUUUGGGCUGUAGGAUGCAUGAAAGGUUCAAGAAGGGUGGUAAUUGGAUAUGAUGAAGGAACUGUCAUGAUAAAAAUUGGCCGUGAAGAACCUGUUGCUAGCAUGGAUAACAGUGGCAAAAUUAUAUGGGCAAAGCAUAAUGAAAUUCAAACAGUUAAUAUCAAGACAGUUGGGGCAGACUUUGAGGUUACAGAUGGAGAAAGACUGCCACUGGCUGUGAAGGAGUUAGGAAGCUGUGAUCUUUACCCUCAAAGCUUGAAACAUAAUCCAAAUGGGCGAUUUGUUGUCGUUUGCGGGGAUGGGGAGUAUGUCAUAUAUACUGCAUUAGCUUGGAGAAACAGAUCUUUCGGGUCUGCCUUGGAGUUUGUUUGGUCGUCUGACGGAGAAUAUGCUGUCCGAGAAAGUACUUCCAGAAUAAAGAUUUAUAGUAAAAAUUUCCAGGAGAAGAAAUGUAUCAGGCCAACCUUUUCUGCAGAGCAUAUUUUUGGGGGAGUAUUGUUGGCAAUGUACUCCAAUGACUUUAUAUGCUUUUAUGACUGGGCUGAGUGCAGACUGAUACGCCGUAUUGAUGUUAAUGUUAAAAAUCUCUAUUGGGCGGAUAGUGGUGACUUAGUGGCGAUAGCAGGUGAUACAUCAUUCUACAUCCUAAAGUACAAUAGAGAUGUUGUUUCUUCUUAUCUAGAAAGCAGAAAGCCAGCGGAUGAGGAAGGUGUAGAAGAUGCCUUUGAGCUUCUUCAUGAGAUCAAUGAACGGGUCCGAACUGGGAUAUGGGUUGGGGACUGCUUCAUUUACAAUAAUUCUUCAUCUCGACUGAAUUAUUGUGUUGGCGGGGAGGUCACUACCAUGUUUCACUUGGAUCGGCCUAUGUACUUAUUAGGAUAUCUUGCAAGCCAAAGUCGAGUCUAUCUUAUUGACAAGGAGUUAAAUGUUAUGGGUUACACAUUACUUCUUGGUAUGAUCGAGUACAAAACCCUUGUGAUGCGUGGGGAUAUGGACAGUGCAAAUAAUACUUUGCUGUCAAUACCAAAGGAACAUCACAAUAGUGUGGCACAUUUCUUAGAGUCCCGAGGCAUGGUAGAGGAGGCUUUCGAAAUAGCUACUGAUCCUAUUUAUAGGUUUGACCUAUCUGUGCAACUUGGGAAAUUGGACAAUGCAAAGGCAAUUGCGAUUGAACUACAAAGUGAAUCUAAGUGGAAGCAGUUAGGUGAACUAGCUUUGUCCAUUGGGAAGUUAGAGAUGGCCGAGGAGUGUUUAUCACACGCUAGGGAUUUGAGCAGCUUAUUGCUUCUCUACUCGGCUCUUGGGGAUGCUGAGGGAAUAACUAGACUUGCAGAUCUUGCUGAAGAACAAGGGAAGAAAAAUGUUGCUUUCCUUUGCCUCUUUUUGCUUGGUAAAUUAGAAGAGUGCCUUCACUUGUUAGUUGACAGCAAGCGUAUACCGGAGGCUGCAUUAAUGGCACGAUCUUAUCUUCCUAGCAAAGUCUCUGAGAUUGUAGCAACAUGGAAAAAUGAUCUUCAUAAAGUCAACCCAAAAGCUGCAGAGUCUUUGGCCGAUCCAGCCGAGUACCCAAAUUUGUUUGAAGAUUGGCAGGUUGCUCUUGCUGUUGAAGCUAGUCUUUCCUCCAAAAGGGGUAACUAUCCAUGUGCUGAGGAGUACUUAAACUAUGCUGAAAAGUCGAAGAUAAGUCUUGUGGAUGCUUUCAAAGAAAUGCAAAUUGCUGAAGAGGCCUUACCAGCUGAAAAUGGUGAUUUGGUUCAUGAGGUGAUGAAAGAGAAUGGAGAUGAGGAAUAUCAGGAAGAAGCCAUUGAAGUUGACGCUGAUGGUUCCACAGAUGGCGUUAUCACUGUAAACGGGAAUGAGGAUGAGGAAUGAAGUCUCUCAUCCUAAAGUCAAAUUGGUUUGGCAAGUUGCAUGUCUAAAAUCAAGAGGGACUUAACAAGACAAGGUGCGGUUAUUUCCCAUCUUCUUAAGGUUGCCGCUGGAAGAGUACCUUCUACUAACCUUUAUCUCCAUUCACCCCUAAGGAUCUCGAGUGAGAUCUUACAAACCGAGCGGAAUCCAAGUGUCGGCACAAACAGUCAAUCGGUAAUUGGCUUCAUGCCAAAAGCUUUCUCUAUCAUUUGAUUGCUAGGACAUGUAGAGUCAUAAAUAUCAUAGCCUUUUUUUUGUCCAUCUAGCGAACAAUUUUCCCCAAGGCACCGUCCCUUAAUUUUUUUGGCUUUGAUUUGUCAUUCUUUGUGGUUAAUAGUUGUUUGAUGAGAAUAGGUACCAUAUUAUGCAAUAUACACCACCAAAUCUCGUUUCCUUUUCCCCAGUGCGAAAGAGACCCAAUCAUUUGAGCUGUAGUUGUGGAAUUACCUAAUACAUACCCACAUUGAUUAACAAA